Emys orbicularis (European pond turtle) is the source of this 1127-nucleotide messenger RNA. It is a transcript of the gene PARP11, whose product is annotated as poly(ADP-ribose) polymerase family member 11. The transcript is spliced from 8 exons. Gene Ontology annotation, cellular component: nucleus. The record is from RefSeq and is a predicted model, not a curated record. Gene Ontology annotation, molecular function: NAD+ poly-ADP-ribosyltransferase activity; NAD+-protein mono-ADP-ribosyltransferase activity. The coding region runs from base 22 to 1038 and encodes 338 amino acids. NCBI's taxonomy places the organism in Eukaryota, Metazoa, Chordata, Testudines, Emydidae.
CCCCGGCCCGAGGCCGGCAGCAUGUGGGGGGCGGCCGAUGCGGAAAUGCUUCAAAGAGCAUCAGAAGAAUUCUCUCCAAAGAUGGAGAUUCCUGAGGAGGAGAUGGAUACAACUGAUACCCAAUGGGGCUGGUUUUACUUGGCUGAAUGUGGCAAAUGGCAUAUGUUUCAGACUGAUUCAAACACUCAGUGUUCAGUUAGCAGUGAAGACAUUGAAAGGAGCUUCAAAAUGAAUCCAGAAGGCUCUGUUUCUUUUACUACUGCAAAAUUUAACUACAAGUUAGACUUUUCAGUGAUGAAACAAACCAAUCUGACUACUGGAAAACAGCGUCCAAUAAAGCGAGCUCCCUUUUCUAUCAGUGCUUUCAGUUAUAUCUGUGAAAAUGAGGCUAUCCCAAUGCCUUCACACUGGGAGAAUGUAAAUACAGAGGAACCAUAUCAGCUUAUUCCUUUGCAAAAACAAACAAAUGAAUAUAAUGAAGUUUCUAGUCUCUUUGGGAAAACAAUGGAUAGCAACCGAAUUAAAAGAAUUCAGAGAAUUCAAAAUCUAGACUUGUGGGAGUUUUUUUGCAGGAAAAAAGCUCAGCUAAAGAAGAGAAGAGGUGUCCCUACCAUUAAUGAACACAUGUUAUUUCACGGUACCAGCAAUGAAUUUGUAGAAGCAAUAUGCAUUCAUAACUUUGACUGGAGAAUAAAUGGUAUGCAUGCUGCUGUGUAUGGAAAAGGGACCUAUUUUGCAAGAGAUGCAUCGUACUCCAGUCGUUUCUGCAAAGACGAUAUGAAGCAUGGAGACACUUUUCAAAUCCAUGGUGUCAAUCUGCAACAUCAUGUGUUCAGAACGUAUAAAGUUAUGUUUCUUGCUCGUGUUUUAACUGGAGACUAUGUCAUCGGAGAUUCCAAAUACAUGAGACCUCCUUCAAAAGAUGGGAGCUUUGUGAACUUAUUCGACAGCUGCGUGGAUAGUACUUGGAAUCCAAAGAUCUUUGUUAUCUUUGAUACCAACCAAAUCUACCCUGAAUAUUUAAUAGAGUUCUGUUAAGUUUUGCAAGGAGCCAAACUGAAUAUUAGUUUGGUUGUGAUGGAUGGUCAGUAUGUCUUUGCGAAGGAAAUAUAACUUACAAUUCUUUU